This is a messenger RNA of Punica granatum (pomegranate), 1549 nucleotides long. The record is from RefSeq and is a predicted model, not a curated record. Lineage: Eukaryota; Viridiplantae; Streptophyta; Magnoliopsida; Myrtales; Lythraceae.
CCCAUCACAGGGACAACACCGCAUCGCUCUCUCUCUCUGUUUGUGUUUGUGUGAUCGAAGCUUUUGGCUGCUUCUUCUUCUUCUUCUUCUUCUUCUUCUUCUUCUUCUUCUUCCUUGAUCAGAAAAGCAAGUUUCGAUUCCGAGAGCUCUCCCUGAAACCCAAAAAUGGAGACCCCCAACUCGUCCAUCAGAAGAGUCACGAGGUCGCAAUCUGCCGCCAGUUGCAAGAAUGUCCCCCUGUCCAAGUUGAUUGAAGACUCGGAGCAGAUCCUUUCGAAAUCGAGGCAGGGGAAGAAUGCGAUGCAGCACCAGCAACAAGAAAUCAACAAGUCCUCCGCGCUUCUCGACAUCACCAACAACUCCCCUAUCGUCGGGCUCGCGAUGGGGAGCUUGCAGACUCCGUCGUCUUCGGUUGCCAAGAAGAGAAGCAACUUCAGGAAGGUUAUGACUCCUGGGUCCGGUGAGGCCCUGCUGAGGGGUCAGGUGAAGACCCUACUGCAGAAAGUGGAAGAGAAGGUUGAGCUCUCGAAGAUCCCGCUCGAAACCCGACCCAUCUUUCCUUACCUACAGGGCUUCGUCGACUCUCCUAUGGGGCUACUUCUCGCUCCGACUCCUGCUAAUACACCUCAGGUUUUGAACCUAUCAGAGGAUGAAAGUGCAAAGAAUGGUCUCGACUUGGUAACGAGCUCUCUGAAUCCCAAUCAAGAAUUGAUUUCUCAGGUUGUGAAUGAGACAUUUGACGGGAAGGAGCACGGAGAAGAGAGUCUUGAGUCACAGAAGAGCCUGAUAACCCGGUCCCUGCUACUGGACUUCUCUGACAAGUCAGAAAUCUCUGAUGCAUCGGAGUGCUCCUCGGUGCUGACCCAAGCCGACGGAGACACCCAAGAGCACAACAAGGACAAGUCUCUCACUGAUGAGGACAACUCGUCUGUUUGGUCUAUUCAGGCCAAUGCUAGCACCGAGAAGGAGGACUUCGAUGAAGAAGCAGAAGAGGAGGAGGAGGAAAUCGAAGAAGACGACAACGAAGACUAUUAUGAUGACAAUGAUUUAGAAGAAGAGAAUGGUGGGUCUGUGGAGGAACUAUGCUCGGGAAUUGAGAAGAUAUCGAUAAUGGCAGUCAAGUUCGAAGGGAAACACAAGAGGUUCGUGUACAACAAUGAUGAUGAGAUUGUCGGAGAAGAAGAAGAAGAAGAAGAAGAGAAGGAAGUUAGUGGAACUGGUGAAGGUGUCUCCUCUCCAAGCAUUGUGAAGUUGAAUGGGUUGCCAACUCCCAAAGGAAAGCAUAUGAGGUUUCCAUUGAUGGAAGAGGACAAGGAGGAGGAGGCUGACAGCUACUGAAGGAAAUGGAAUUCAUGUUCUCAGUUCUUCUUCUUGUGUUUUUUUUUUGGGGGAAUUGAUGUUAGUUUUUCAUCGACAAGAUGAAAAUAAUUGCUGAUGGAUGAUGAAGUUGUUGGGCUGAGAAAGGAUUCUUUUUCGAAAUAAUUGUUUGAUUGGCUCAAUUUUAGUUUAGUUGUUCGUUCUAAUUUCCGUAAGGCGCAAAUUUGGAUUA